Diaporthe batatas is the source of this 1821-nucleotide messenger RNA. RefSeq lists its product as uncharacterized. The record is from RefSeq and is a predicted model, not a curated record. The transcript has 7 exons. Lineage: Eukaryota; Fungi; Ascomycota; Sordariomycetes; Diaporthales; Diaporthaceae. The coding region runs from base 1 to 1821 and encodes 606 amino acids.
AUGCUGACACUACUGGCUUACACCGUGCUAUUCGCCCUCGAGGCUUGUGCAUUCCGGGGGCCACCGUAUGCUCAUUUUGCUUCAAAAGCGCGGGUCAAUGAAUCUUCACGUACAGUAGACUUGGGCUAUGGACGAUACCAGGGCUGGUACAAUGAAUCUGCCGGUCUGAACAUCUUUCAAGGUAUACGGUUUGCGCAGAGCACUGCGGGAAACCUUAGAUGGCAAACUCCUCGCGCACCUGACAAGGAGCAAGAUUCGCUUAUACAAGCCGAUACCUGGCCAGCGCAGUGUCCGCAGAGCCCUGGUGCCUCGAGCGAAUACACCCCUGCGGAUAAUUCACAAAGCAGCGAGGAUUGCCUCUUCUUGAAUGUUUUCGCACCGGCUGCUGCCGACACGAAACCGAUCUUGCCCGUUCUUGUCUACAUUCAUGGCGGUGCUUACGCGCAGGGAAGCGGAAGACUCGAUCUGACGCCCCUGAUAACAAACAACAAUAACAGCUUUCUCGGUGUCAACAUCCAGUAUCGGCUUGGGGCAUUUGGCUUUCUAUCCUCGGACGAAGUUUAUAGAAAGGGCGUGGCCAACGCCGGCCUGUUGGACCAACAACUGGCUCUUCAUUGGGUGCAGCAAUAUAUUCACCUCUUUGGAGGGGAUAAAACGAGGGUCACGAUUCUAGGUGAAAGCGCUGGGGGAGGAAGCGUCAUGCUGCACGAUCUUGCAUACGGUGGCACAUUGGGCACGUCCUUGUUCAGGAACUCGGUCUCCGGGAGCCCUUUUCUCCCUUUUCAAUAUGGCUAUAAGGACUGGCAGCCGUCUCAAGCAUAUUAUGCAUUCGCUACUGCCGCAGGUUGCGAUACCAAGAAUGCAUAUCUCCGCAACGGGUCCAAGGCCAUAUUCGACUGCCUCGUCGAAGCAGAUUCAGCGACACUCAUGAACGCAAGUGCGGACGUAUCGCAGAGCGGAAGUCUUUCGACAUGGGCCUUCCUGCCCGUAACGGAUGGCAAGAUAAUCCAGGAUGUCCCCAGCAAACAACUUGCGCAUGGCAACGUCAACGGCCUGAAUAUGUUGACUGGGCAUAAUGCACUCGAAGCCGCACAAUUCGUUCUACGGAAUAUCACCACCAUUGGUGAAAUGGUAGAAUACUUGCGGGUCACGUUUCCGAUGCUCUCCAACAACGAUAUCGCCAAGAUUCUUCUCUACUACCCGACGAACAACGAAACCGUCAACCAAGCUGACCCAAAAUGGGCUACCACGGGAGACUCUGCCCCUACAAACCUCAACCAGAGCACGGCUGCGACUGGCCAGAUGCAGCGUGCUAUCGCUAUCUAUGGCGAAACUACAUUCAUCUGUCCCUCUUACUGGUUGGCCGAGGCCUAUAGCGACAACAUGAAUGGUGGGAAGAGCUGGAAGUACCAAUUCUCUAUCCCCAACGCGUAUCAUGGGGCAGACGGCGCCGGUUUCACUAGCUGGCCGUAUUCUGGAGAUUACUACAGCCCUGAUUACGUUCUUGCUUUCAUGCAUAUGCUGGGAAACUUCAUCGUCCAUGACAACCCGUCCAUCUCCAACGCCCUUGCAAAUGGCCUGUCCACGGGGAAUACGAGCUUCAACCCUGUCAGCGAGUGGCCGACCUACAGCAUCUACGACCCUUACCUCAUAGACUUCAACGCCACUUGUCCAUCAAUAAAGGUCAUAAACGGCUUACCAUAUUGCACUGGACCGGGACAGGUGAACAAAUUUAGACUGGCGAAUGCUUACACGUGGGAGGGGGGGCGAGGAUUCCGAUGUGACUUGUGGAAGUCUCUAGGAGAGCUGGUGCCGGAGUGA